Molecule: messenger RNA, 535 nt
Organism: Temnothorax curvispinosus
Lineage: Eukaryota; Metazoa; Arthropoda; Insecta; Hymenoptera; Formicidae
Exons: 3
Coding region: 17-469 (150 amino acids)
Source: RefSeq, a predicted model, not a curated record
UAUUUGUAUUAUAGAUAUGAAAAUGGCUGCUGCUAUGAUUUUAAUGGAUCUAUUGAAAGUUGAAGAAGAAGGAGAAAUAAUGAGAGAAAAUUCUGAGACAAUGAAAACUUUGAGGAAUACUAUUGACCCUUUUGAUUUAACAGAUCGGCAAUUUGUAAAAGUCUUUCGCUUAUCAAAAGAUGCAGUGCGCUAUUUAUGUGAUGUUCUUCAAUGUUCCUUGCAGCGUAGAAGAAGAGGAUUAAGUGUGGAAACUCAAAUUUUUACCGCAUUGCGGUUUUUUGCUACCGGUUCAUAUCAAAAAGCUGUUGGAAAUGAUUAUUUAGUAUCAGUGUCACAAUCUGCUGUCAGUCGGGCAAUAAAAGCAGUUGCAGUUAGUAUUACUCAAUUACUUGCUCACGAAUGGAUUAAGUUUCCAAGAACGAAAACGAACAGCUUUAAAAAGAAGAUUCCAAGAAGAAAGAAAUUUUGAAGGAGUUAUAGGUUGUAUCGAUUGUACCCACAUUGCUAUAGUAAGACCGAAAAAUCACGAGGAAGC